Messenger RNA from Rattus norvegicus (Norway rat), 2442 nucleotides. RefSeq names its product autophagy related 13 (gene Atg13). NCBI's taxonomy places the organism in Eukaryota, Metazoa, Chordata, Mammalia, Rodentia, Muridae. The coding region runs from base 305 to 1744 and encodes 479 amino acids. Gene Ontology annotation, cellular component: Atg1/ULK1 kinase complex; phagophore assembly site; cytosol. The record is from RefSeq and is marked validated. The transcript is spliced from 16 exons. Gene Ontology annotation, biological process: positive regulation of autophagy; autophagy; regulation of cell population proliferation.
AAACACUAACGAUGGCGGCGCCGGGCAGCGACUGGUUGCUGUCUUAGGGAGGGAGAGAUCGCUUGACGCGUGAAGGGGAAGCUGUGAAGAAAACCAGUCGACACCAGUCCGACAGCUUUUUUAGUUCUGGGAUCUCAGAACCUCGUUAGCGUGAGGUAUCUCUCUGCGACCUGUGCUGUCACUGCCGCCCGGGAGCGCGGAACCCUCAGCCGGGAGGUGCGGUUGGCCGGCCCCAGGCCCCGGCCUCCGGAAUGAGAGCCCGGAGUCACUCUAUGUGCCGUAGCUUCACAGGUUCCAGUAGGCAAUGGAAACUGAUCUCAGUUCCCAGGACAGAAAGGACCUGGACAAGUUUAUUAAGUUUUUUGCCCUCAAGACUGUCCAAGUGAUUGUCCAGGCUCGACUUGGAGAAAAGAUUUGCACCCGUUCAUCAUCUUCCCCGACGGGUUCAGAUUGGUUCAAUUUAGCAAUCAAAGAUAUCCCAGAAGUCACCCAUGAAGCAAAGAAGGCCCUGUCUGGGCAGCUGCCUGCUGUGGGGCGAUCUAUGUGUGUGGAGAUCUCACUCAAGACUUCUGAGGGAGAUUCCAUGGAGUUGGAAAUUUGGUGUCUUGAAAUGAAUGAAAAGUGUGACAAAGAAAUCAAAGUUUCCUACACUGUAUACAACCGAUUGUCACUGCUGCUGAAGUCUCUCCUUGCUAUUACGAGGGUGACACCAGCCUAUAGACUCUCCAGGAAGCAAGGGCAUGAAUAUGUAAUUUUGUACAGGAUUUAUUUUGGAGAAGUUCAACUGAAUGGCUUAGGAGAAGGCUUCCAGACAGUUCGUGUUGGAACAGUGGGCACCCCCGUGGGUACCCUCACUCUUUCCUGUGCUUAUAGAAUUAACUUGGCGUUCAUGUCCACCAGGCAAUUUGAGAGGACCCCACCUAUCAUGGGGAUUAUCAUUGAUCACUUUGUUGACCGUCCCUAUCCCAGCUCCUCUCCUAUGCACCCUUGCAAUUACAGAACUGCUGAGGAUGCUGGAGUCGCAUACCCAUCAGUGGAAGACUCUCAGGAAGUGUGUACCACAUCUUUUUCCACAUCCCCUCCCUCCCAGCUGAUGGUUCCUGGGAAGGAAGGUGGGGUGCCUCUUGCUCCCAACCACCCUGCUCAUGGUGCCCAGGCUGAUCAGGAGAGACUGGUGGUGCACAUGCCUUCUGAUGGAACCCACUGUGCAGCCACACCCUCCAGCAGUGAGGACACUGAGACUGUAUCUAACAGCAGUGAAGGACGGGCCUCACCCCAUGACAUCCUGGAAACUAUCUUUGUCCGAAAAGUGGGAGCAUUUGUCAACAAACCCAUCAAUCAGGUGACACUGACGAGUUUGGACAUACCCUUUGCCAUGUUUGCUCCCAAGAAUUUGGAGCUGGAGGAUGCUGAUCCUAUGGUGAACCCUCCAGACUCCCCAGAGACCACGUCUCCCCUCCAUGGCAGUCUGCACUCAGAGGGCUCCAGCGGGGGCAGCAGUGGCAAUGCACAUGAUGACUUUGUCAUGAUUGACUUUAAACCAGCUUUUUCUAAAGACGACAUUCUUCCAAUGGACUUGGGGACCUUUUACCGUGAAUUUCAGAAUCCCCCUCAGCUGAGCAGCCUCUCCAUAGAUUUUGGAGCUCAGUCUAUGGCAGAAGACUUGGACUCCUUACCAGAGAAGCUGGCUGUGCAUGAGAAGAAUGUCCGAGAAUUUGAUGCCUUCGUCGAAACCCUGCAGUAAAAGUGUCCCGAGUGUCUGCAGCAUCCCCUUUCUGUGGACUCAGCAGAGAACCUCGUCUUCCUCAGCCUCUCCCCAGCCUCCAUGCUGUUUCUAGCCAGGUGAAAGACAGGGUGGUUCCCCUAUGGGACUUAGAAGUCUCUGCUCUUGGACUUCCUGGACUCAUAGCAGCAGUCAGGCCCAAUGGCAGGCUUGGGGGGAGCUGGCUGUGACAGCCUCAGCAAGGACUGUCCGCAGCACUUCACCAAGGGCGUCGUCUGCUCUUCCCUGCUGCCAGCCUCCUGCCUGGGUCUACCCGAGGCCAGCCCUACCUGCCUGUCCUUACCAUCAAUCACCUGACAUUCCAGCUGGUGGCUGGGACACUGGGCAAAGCAAAAAGAGGAAGAAAACCAAGGAGACCAAGCAAGUCGAAGGAGGGCCCUGUGCACCAGUAGCUCCUGGACCACCCCACUCUCCCUCCCUCCUUUCUCCCCUUCCUUCCCUCUAUCUUUACUCACUCCCUUUUCCCCACCUUCUUUCUUCUCUUCAUCUCCCCCCCACCCUUCCAUUCCUUGCCUUCCUGGGUCUGUGAUUUUGAUGAUAUGAAAGGCCUAUCUGCCUAAAAUGACACCUAUUCCAAAGCUAGCCAUCAUCUCCCAAAGGCUGUACCAGCCUGUUUCUAGAAUUUGUUAUUGAGAGUCACAGAAAGGUUUUUUGUUUUU